Messenger RNA from Entamoeba invadens IP1, 393 nucleotides. RefSeq lists its product as hypothetical. Lineage: Eukaryota; Evosea; Mastigamoebida; Endamoebidae. The coding region runs from base 1 to 393 and encodes 130 amino acids. Gene Ontology annotation, molecular function: protein tyrosine phosphatase activity. The transcript has a single exon. The record is from RefSeq and is a predicted model, not a curated record. Gene Ontology annotation, cellular component: cytoplasm; nucleus.
AUGAGCAUUCCAAUUGAAGAUGAAUAUAUGGAUGACGAGACACUCAUCCAUCUCAUGAAAGACGGCAAAACCAAAAUUCAAAUAAUAGAUGUGCGAGGGAGCGAUCUAUCAGAUCGAAUGAUCCGUGGUGCUAUUAACAUUCCAAAUAGAGAUGGCUAUUUUGUUAGUAAAAUACCAGAAAUACUAGAAACAUAUCAUACAUAUGAUUACAUCGUCGUUCAUUGUAUGAGAUCUGUCGUGAGAGGCCCAAGUUGCGCACGAAAACUGAAAGAAAAGUUUGUGCUUUCGAAGUACUUUGCGACAAGCAAUUUGAAGAUUGUGAUAUUGUCUGGUGGGAUGAAAGGGUUCGUGUUGAAACACAAAGAAAAAGAGUUCUAUGACUACAUUCACUGA